AUGACUUGCUCUCUUCCACCCAGCCACAGUGCCCCAGGAAAUGGUCAUAUUGAGUUCCCCCCUUUGCUCGACGCGACGCUUGAUGAGCUGCAAUCGGGCCUUAAUGCCGGACAUUUCACCAGUGUGGACUUAAUCCAGGCCUACACCGCCAGAAUAGAAGAAGUCAACUCGCGGCUGCACGCCGUCAAUGAUAUCAACCCUGAUGCCGUUUCCAUCGCUGCACAUUAUGAUACCUUGAGAUAUUCUGGAAAUAUCAUCGGCCCACUUCACGGUAUCCCAGUCGUGAUCAAGGAUAACAUUGCCACGGCUGACAAGAUGAACAAUACGGCUGGGUCGUACGCCCUCGUUGGCGCCGAAGUCCCAGAGGACAGCACCAUUGCACACAAGCUACGCCAGGCUGGCGCCAUUAUUCUUGGCAAGGCCAAUCUAUCGCAGUGGUCCGGCGCUCGUGGAGAGAUUACACAAGGAUGGUCUGCGUAUGGCGGGCAAUGUAUUGGCGCGUAUUAUCCCGACAUGGAUCCCGAUGGUUCGUCGUCUGGCAGCGCUACCGCGGCCUCGGUUGGUUUGGCAUGGGCAGCACUGGGCACUGAUACCUCUGGUUCCAUUGCGGAUCCAGCGAGCAAGCAUAACUUGGUCGGAAUUAAACCCACCAUGGGGCUGACGUCGCGGUAUCUCGUCGUUCCCAUUUCGGAACACCAGGAUACCGUUGGACCAAUGGCGCGAACGGUCAAGGAUGCUGCCUAUUUGUUAUCAGCCAUUGCUGGAUCCGACAAAAACGACAAUUACACGUCUGCAUCGCCGUUUGGAAAUAGAGUGCCAGACUACGUCGCCGCUUGUAAGGGCAAGGGCCUGCAUGGGAAGCGGAUUGGUGUCCCUCGGCACAUGCUACAACUGUGGCCAGAUUACUCUACCAAUUAUACACUUGAAGUAUUCGACUCUGCGCUGGAGGUCUUGCGAGUGCAGGGAGCUGAAAUUGUAGACAACAUCUUCCUACCAGGCGCAGCGGACUUGCUUAGGAGCAAAUAUAGCCCUUUUGUCACAGGUCCAGACAUGAUGGUCAACAUACCUCGAUACUUUUCGCAGCUCAAGACGAACCCCAAUAAUAUAACUACAAUGAUUCAACUACGCGAAUUUAUCCAAAAAGAUGCCCGUGAAGGAUAUCCCGAGAAAAACACCGCGUCUUGGGAUAGAGGUAUCAGCAGAGGCUAUGAUAAUACCUCGCCAGUGUGGUGGGAAAAUUACCACGCCCAGGCAGAACUCGCCGGCCCUCAGGGUAUUGCUGGUGCGGUAAAGGAACACUCUCUCGAUGCUAUAGUCCUGCCCACGGGGUAUGCGAGCAAGCUUGCAGCUCCUUUAGGCAAUCCGGUCAUUUCAGUGCCUGUGGGACGGAUGCCCGACGACACCCCUCUGGAGAAGAACGAGUUUGGAACUUUGAAUGUCAAGGGCCCAAACCAGCCGCUUGGGUUAGGGUUUACAGGCGCGCGGUUCAAUGAGGAGGUACUUAUCGAGAUUGCAUAUGCAUUUGAGCAGGCGACGAUGGUGCGCAAGACAAUCAUUCCUCAUAUCCAGCCAAAGACGGAGCUGAAGGACAUUCUGGAAAAGAUUGAGUAUACGAAUGGGAAUUUAGAGUUGUAG
Molecule: messenger RNA, 1635 nt
Organism: Trichoderma virens Gv29-8
Lineage: Eukaryota; Fungi; Ascomycota; Sordariomycetes; Hypocreales; Hypocreaceae
Exons: 1
Coding region: 1-1635 (544 amino acids)
Source: RefSeq, a predicted model, not a curated record